Heteronotia binoei (common prickly gecko) is the source of this 2679-nucleotide messenger RNA. Its product is annotated as zinc finger protein 845-like. Gene Ontology annotation, biological process: regulation of transcription by RNA polymerase II. Lineage: Eukaryota; Metazoa; Chordata; Lepidosauria; Squamata; Gekkonidae. The transcript has 7 exons. Gene Ontology annotation, molecular function: DNA-binding transcription factor activity; RNA polymerase II cis-regulatory region sequence-specific DNA binding. The record is from RefSeq and is a predicted model, not a curated record. Bases 11 to 2644 code for a protein of 877 amino acids.
AACGGCAAACAUGCAAUUCCCUUUCCGCUCACGUGGGUUUGGACUUUGCCCUGUUCGGAGGGAAGCGGGCAGUGGCCUGAUGUCAGAGAGGCAGCUGAGAUUACCUCUUCUUUGCCCAGGAGCAAAAACAGCUGCUAUGCAGCCAGCUCAGGAAAUGGUGAUGUUUGAGGAGGUGGUUGUUCGUUUCACCUCAGAGGAAUGGGCUUUGCUGGAUCGAGACCAAAGAGAUCUCUAUUGGGAGGUCAUGCUGGAGAAUUAUGCGGUGGUGGCUUCUUUGGGGGGACAUCUGAGUUCCAACCCUGACUUCCCAUUCUGGCUGCAAAGAAAAGUCCUCUUUGACCAAGACUCCACAGAAGAGGACAGAUCAGCAGGUGAUGUUUGUGAGUACAAGAAUGAGGGGGAGCCAUUGAGAUGGUCUUUGGGAAGAACCAACCUGAGGAAUCAAGAUGGAACAAAUAACCAGGACAGAAAAAGACCACGGAAGCAGAAGGAUCCAUCACAAAGCCAUCAAGAGGGUGAAAAGAUUCAAUGGGAUACUUGUAAUGGAAAGAAGAAUAAAUGUGGGGAAAGUUUUGCUCUUAAUGGACAUCAAGGAAUCCAGAGAAAAGAGCAUAAUUAUAAAUGUUUGGAGUGUGGCAAGUGCUUCUUUAGGAAAUCAUGCCUUGGUCGACAUCAAAGAAUACACACAGGGGAGAAACCACACUACUGCUCAGACUGUGGCAACAGCUUUGCUCAUAAGUCAGGCCUCAUUCAGCAUCUAAGAAUUCACACUGGAGAGAAACCAUUCAAAUGUUUGGAGUGUGGGAAAUGCUUCUUUCGGCGAUCAUGCCUUGGUCGACAUCAAAGAAUACACACAGGGGAGAAACCGCACUGCUGCUCAGACUGUGGCAACAGCUUUGCUCAUAAGUCCGGCCUCAUUCAACAUUUAAAAAUUCACACAGGAAAGAAACCGUAUGAGUGCAUAGACUGUGGGAAGAGCUUUAGUCAGAUUGCGUAUCUUAAUCGGCAUCAAAGAAUCCACACAGGAGAAAAACCAUAUGAGUGUGUAGAGUGUGGGAAGAACUUCAGUCAGAGUUCAUAUCUUAGUCAACAUCAACGAAUUCACACAGGGGAGAAGCCAUAUAGCUGCUCAGAUUGCAGCAAGAGCUUUUCUGAUAAAUCAAGCCUGGUUCAACACAUAAGAAUUCACACAGGAGAGAAGCCAUUCCAGUGCAUGGAAUGUGGGAAAAAUUUCGGGCGGAGAACUUACCUUAAUUAUCAUCAAAGGAUCCAUACAGGUGAGAAGCCACAUAGCUGCUCAGACUGCAGUAAGACCUUCUCUGAUAAAUCGAGUCUUGUUCAGCAUCUAAGAAGAAGUCACACUGGAGAGAAACCAUUCAAAUGUUUGGAGUGUGAAAAGAGCUUCUUUGAUAAAUCAAGUCUUCUUGGUCAUCAAAGAAUUCACACUGGGGAGAAACCAUUUAAAUGCUUGGAGUGUGGAAUGAGCUUCCGUAAGAGCAUGCACCUUAGUCAACAUCAAAGAAUCCACACAGGAGAGAAACCUCAUGGCUGCUCACAGUGUGACAAGAGCUUUUCUCAUAAAUCGAGCCUUAUUCAACAUCUACGAAUUCACACAGGGCAGAAGCCCUACAAAUGUCUUGAGUGUGGAAGAAGCUUCACCUGGCUUUCAGGCCUCAUUCAACAUCUAAGAAUUCACACAGGAGAGAAACCAUAUGAGUGCAUAGAGUGUGGGAAGAGCUUUAGUCAGAAUGCAUAUCUUAGUCAACAUCAAAGAAUUCACACAGGGGAGAAGCCAUAUAGCUGCUCAGACUGUAGCAAGAGCUUUUCUGAUAAAUCAAGCCUUGUUCAACACGUAAGAAUUCACACAGGAGAGAGACCAUUCAAAUGCACAGUAUGUGGGAAAAGUUUUGGACAGAGCAACUACCUUAAUCGACAUCAAAGGAUUCACACAGGUGAGAAGCCACAUAGCUGCUCAGACUGCAGUAAGUCUUUUUCUGAUAAAUCAAGUCUUGUUCAACAUCUAAGAAUUCACACUGGGGAGAAGCCAUUCAAAUGUUUGGAGUGUGGAAAGAGCUUCUGCCAAAGAGCACAUCUUCGUCAACAUCAAACUGUUCAUACAGGAGAGAAACCACAUGGCUGUUCAGAGUGUGGUAAGAGCUUCUCGGAUAAGUCAAGUCUUCUUCGACAUCAAAGAAUCCACACUGGGGAGAAACCAUUUAAAUGCUUAGAGUGUGGAGUCAGCUUUCGUCAGAGCACGUACCUUAGUCGACAUCAAAGAAUCCACACGGGAGAGAAACCAUAUGGCUGCUCAGAGUGCGACAAGAGCUUCUCCCAUAAAUCAAGCCUUAUUCAACAUCUACGAAUCCACACAGGCCAGAAACCUUAUAAAUGCCUCGAGUGUGGAAGAAGCUUCAGUCAGAGGACGUGCCUUAGUCAACAUAGAAGGAUCCACACAGGGGAGAAACCAUACACCUGCUCAGACUGUGGCAAGAGUUUUUCUCACAAAUCAACCCUUAUUCAGCAUUUAAGAAUUCACACGGGGGAGAAACCGUUUAAAUGUUUUGAGUGUGGUAAGAGCUUUAGACUGAGAGGACACCUUACUCAACAUCAAAAAAUCCAUCUCUCAGAUGCUGAACCUUAUUAAACGUAAAAAAUCUACCCAGGGCAGAAACCAUAUAA